CCCGGUCGGUGAUGGAGAGCAGAGAGGAGGUGCUGGUGAGGCUGGUGGAUGGAGGAGAACCGCAUGGGAAGCCGGGCCACAGGGGCUGCCUGAGCCCCGGCGCUGCUUCCACCUACUCCCGGGAGAGAACCGAGCUGCUGCUGGUGGAGGAAGAAGAGGAGGAGGAGGAGGAGGAGGGGAGCGCACGGAGGAACACGUCUUCAUCCGGCGAGAAGCACCGAACCGACCAGCCGCACAAGAACGGCAGCAGCUCCGACACAGAAUCCGACUUCUACGAGGAGAUUGAUGUGAGCUGCACGCCCGAGAGCAUGGACUACCCGACGGCCAAAGGCCGAAACGAGGAUUCUCCGCGCCACCCGGGUGACACCGGAGCCGACCCGGGUAAAACAGUCCCGGGUCAGAGCCCUCACCUGUCCUACGGCGCAGACCAGAUCCGCCGGUACCGAACAGCGUUCACCCGGGAGCAGAUCGCCCGGUUGGAGAAGGAGUUCUACCGGGAGAACUACGUGUCCAGGCCGCGGAGAUGUGAACUGGCGUCUGCCUUGAAUCUACCUGAAACCACCAUCAAAGUGUGGUUCCAGAACCGCAGGAUGAAAGACAAACGCCAGCGCCUGGCCAUGACGUGGCCCCACCCCGCCGACCCGGCCUUCUACACCUACAUGAUGAGCCACGCCGCCGCCACUGGGAACCUGCCUUACCCCUUCCCGUCCCACCUCCCCUUGCCCUACUACUCCCCCCUGGGUGUCGGGGCGGCCUCGGCCCCCACAGCCGCCCCUUUCUCGAACCCUCUGCGCUCUCUGGACAGCUUCCGGGUCCUGUCCCAUCCCUACCAGAGGCCAGAACUCCUGUGCGCCUUCAGGCACCCGUCGGUCUACUCAACUCACGGCCUCGGCCCAGGAGGGAGUCCCUGCUCCUGCUUGGCCUGCCACUCCUCUCAGUCCAACGGCCUCCCCACCAGACCCACCGGGUCGGACUUCUCUUGCUCCCCAACAAGCAGGACGGACGCUUUUGUCACUUUUACGCCUUCAGUGCUCAGCAAAUCAUCUGUGACUCUAGAUCAGAGAGAAGAAGUGGCUCUCACCAGAUAAAACCAAAACAAACCUUCUCCUCCUCCUGCACCUCCUUCUGUCACAUCAGCCUUUACACCACGGGACAAAGGUAGAGAACACACAUGAAGAAAAACAGCAAAGACGCACAACAUAUUGUCAUGGCAGAGCCAGAGCAGCAGGCUGCAUG
Nematolebias whitei (Rio pearlfish) is the source of this 1236-nucleotide messenger RNA. RefSeq names its product even-skipped homeobox 1 (gene evx1). Gene Ontology annotation, cellular component: nucleus. The record is from RefSeq and is a predicted model, not a curated record. Lineage: Eukaryota; Metazoa; Chordata; Actinopteri; Cyprinodontiformes; Rivulidae. The transcript is spliced from 3 exons. Gene Ontology annotation, molecular function: DNA-binding transcription factor activity, RNA polymerase II-specific; RNA polymerase II cis-regulatory region sequence-specific DNA binding. The coding region runs from base 12 to 1088 and encodes 358 amino acids. Gene Ontology annotation, biological process: regulation of transcription by RNA polymerase II.